GAGGAGGAGGAAAAGGAAGAGCCCGGCCACGCCGGGACAGAGCUGCGCCGGCACCUGUGUCACAUGUAGGGACAAAUCCCCUUCCGAAAGCAUCGGCAGGGCGUGAAGGACUCCCUUUUCCAUUGCCCUCAGCCGGGGUCAGCUCCUUUCGCGUCUGCCGUGGCCUCUGGGCUGCGGGCCCUGCGGGACCCUGCCGCCCCUUCCUCCGCUGAUUUAUGGUACCCAUGGCUGCUUGGAUUUAUUUCUGCACUCCGUUUGUUUCUUGGGGGUGGAUUUGUUCCAGUCUGCGCUGCGCCGUAUCCCAGAGGGUCCCGAGGAGUUCCCCGCUGUGCUCCAAGCAGAGCUCCCGAAACUUCUCAUCCCCUCGCCCAGCCUGGCAGCAACCCCCGAGAGUUGCUUAUGGGGGAAGGAGCCACCCAUCCUGCUGCAGCACCACCCUUCCAACACUGCCAGAUGUGCCUCCAGGUUGUGCUGCGCCUACAACCCACUCCGGAGGUGAGGAGGCUGGAACAGCCCCACCCCAGGCCUGGUGCUGUCCAGGGGACCCUUGGGGCGAUGGUGGCAUGUUCCCCCUGGCACAGGUCACGCAGGCUGGUGGCCAUUCCAGGCUGGACACUGCUCUGGGCACGGGGUCACAACCAUGGAUAUGGGGACGUCACCACUGUGGGCACCACCAUGCAGUGGUCUCCUUUUAUCCAGAUCCUUCCCUGCCUCCUGCACUGCUGACCACCAGCUCCACGGGAUCCCGCCCUGACCCUGCGGGCUUGUGCCGUGGACUGCUGAGUUCUCCCCCACGCUCAGCAUGCCCUUUUCUGGUGCAGCCAGACCUUCCCAGGAAUCACUCUGGAGCUCAAGGCCAUCCUGUAGGGUAAGCAUUUUUCAUCCUUUCCAAACGUGAAAAGACUGGCCAUCUGUCUGGAUCGCCCUCCCGCCAAAGCAGCACGAAAGCGGUUCUUUGGGAAAGGUGAUCCCACCAAGGUGCUGCCUGUGCCGGGACUGCUCUCCCAGCUAGCGCACGUCUCCUGUCCCCGGUAGGAAAUGGAGUCCAAGGUCUCCGAAGGCGGCCUCAACGUCACCCUCACCAUCCGGCUGCUGAUGCACGGCAAGGAAGUUGGAAGCAUCAUUGGGAAGAAAGGAGAGACUGUGAAGAAGAUGCGUGAGGAGAGCGGGGCAAGGAUCAACAUCUCGGAGGGGAACUGCCCUGAGCGGAUUGUGACCAUCACUGGCCCCACCGAUGCCAUCUUCAAGGCUUUUGCCAUGAUUGCCUACAAAUUUGAGGAGGACAUAACCAACUCCAUGAGCAACAGCACCGCUACCAGCAAACCUCCGGUGACACUGCGGCUGGUGGUGCCAGCGAGUCAGUGCGGCUCCCUCAUUGGCAAGGGGGGCUCCAAGAUCAAGGAAAUCCGAGAGUCCACAGGUGCUCAGGUCCAGGUGGCGGGGGACAUGCUGCCCAACUCCACGGAGCGGGCGGUGACAAUCUCGGGCACACCCGACGCAAUUAUCCAGUGUGUCAAACAGAUCUGUGUGGUGAUGCUGGAGUCCCCACCAAAAGGUGCCACCAUUCCCUACCGCCCAAAGCCCGCCUCCACCCCUGUCAUUUUUGCAGGUGGUCAGGUAAGAGCCGACCCGCUUGCAGCCUCCACUGCCAACCUCAGCCUUUUACUGCAGCACCAGCCGCUGCCCGCCUAUACAAUUCAGGGACAAUACGCUAUUCCACACCCAGAUCAGUUGACCAAGCUCCACCAGUUGGCUAUGCAGCAAACCCCCUUUACUCCCCUUGGACAGACCACCCCCGCUUUCCCUGGAGAAAAGCUGCCCUUACAUUCCUCCGAAGAAGCUCAAAAUCUGAUGGGCCAGUCAUCAGGUUUGGAUGCCAGUCCCCCGGCCAGUACUCAUGAACUCACCAUUCCCAAUGAUCUAAUAGGCUGCAUAAUCGGACGCCAAGGGACCAAAAUCAAUGAAAUUCGUCAGAUGUCGGGAGCGCAGAUCAAAAUCGCGAAUGCCACGGAAGGGUCAUCGGAGCGCCAAAUUACCAUCACAGGAACCCCUGCAAACAUCAGCCUUGCGCAAUACCUCAUCAACGCCAGGAUUGAUGCUGUGCCAACCCGCCGCCAGCCCUGGAUGUGCGCAGGAGGGAGGCUGCUGGCAGGGCCCCGAGGACGGGGGUCUGCUGGCAGUGAUGGACACUUGUUGGGGUGUGGGCUGGGAGCACCGGUGAGGCUGACGUCUGAGGUCACUGGAAUGGGCGCACUCUAAUUUCCACCCACCAUCCUCCACUCCGCACCACCCGACCCUCUCCAGCCACCGGCACUCCACCCAGCCUGUUCUGCCUGUACAUUUACUGUCUUCCCUUUGCCUCCACAGAUACUCUUUUCUUUACUAACAUAUAUAUAUAUAUAUGUAUAUAAACACACAGGCACAUAUGCACACAUUGGAACGUUUCUUUACGAGCUCUUUACUCUGUGCUCCCGAAGCUGCUCCCAAACUCUUUGGUUAUGGUCCUUGUUUUCAGAGUUAGGGUGUUAAUUCUUCAUCUGCUUUUUGGGGACAAGGGAGGGGGGAGGAGGGGCGUUGUUUUUUUUCUCUCACUGGCAAGACUUGAGGAGCUGGCGGGGUCUCUAGUGUCAGUCUAGCAUAGCUACCUACACGUUUGAGUUGACAUUGGCGGUACUUUCUGUAGCGUAUGGACAUAAUGAUGCCACCCGGAGCUGUGCAUAUUUCAGAUGACUUAAUUUUUCUCACCCUCCUUCCUUUGGUGCUCCCCCUUGCUUGUCCUGGCUCACCUUUGCAGCCUCACGCCCCUGCCCUUAGGCUAAGGGCAUACUUUUCACCCUGUGUCAUUUGGGAAGCAGAAGCCAAGUACGGGUUCAACCCACAGGCUUCUCUCUUGGAACAUGGCAUGGUCCAGACAAGCCCAUUUUCCUACUAAACUAAGGGAAUCACACACACAGAGAUACACACAAAUGCUCUUUUUUUUUUUUAACUAACAAGCACCUGGAAGUGGGAAGAACUCAGCUGUAUGGGAUUCACACCCCCAGGGGCCUUUGAAAGCACUCUUUUGGCAAUCCCCCACAAGCAAAACCUCAGGAAGCUCUGUGAGCCAGCUGUGUUUGUCCUUGUUUGUGUUCAAUAAAUGUCUGUGCAGCUCUGGUA
Molecule: messenger RNA, 3156 nt
Organism: Pyrgilauda ruficollis (rufous-necked snowfinch)
Lineage: Eukaryota; Metazoa; Chordata; Aves; Passeriformes; Passeridae
Gene: PCBP3
Product: poly(rC) binding protein 3
Exons: 19
Coding region: 1039-2259 (406 amino acids)
Biological process (GO): regulation of RNA metabolic process; regulation of gene expression
Cellular component (GO): cytoplasm; nucleus
Molecular function (GO): mRNA binding
Source: RefSeq, a predicted model, not a curated record